UUAAAAAAAACCAAAAUACUCUUUCUUCUUCUUCUUCUUUUCUCCAGAGAUUGUUGCUAUUGACAUCUCUGUUUCUUCUUCUUGUUCUGUUGUCUCUUCAAUUUUGACUCAUCUUGAAGAAGAGGAAGGAGAAGAAGCUCAUGAAGAGGCUAGUGGCAUUGUUAUUUCUUUUGUUACUGAAUGAUGCCGCUGUUGAAAUUUAUGGAGAAGGAACUGACUGGGGAUGCAAAUAUAACAAGGGUUCAGAACCACGACCUCAUAGUGUAUCUAUAAAUGAGUUUGGAGCAGUUGGAGAUGGAAAAACACUGAAUACUCUUGCCUUUCAGAAUGCUAUCUUCUAUCUCAAUUCUUUUGCGGACAAAGGUGGAGCACAGCUCUAUGUGCCUCCAGGGAGAUGGCUAACUGGAAGUUUCAAUCUCACCAGUCACCUCACACUUUUCUUGGCAAGGGGUGCUCUCCUCCUUGGAUCCCAGAACAUCUCACACUGGGAACUAAUUGAACCCUUGCCGUCAUAUGGCAGAGGGACUGAACAUCCAGGAGGAAGAUACCGCAGUUUGAUAACAGGAUAUAACUUAAAAGAUGUUGUGAUAACAGGUGACAAUGGAACAAUUGAUGGCCAAGGUUCUGUUUGGUGGGACUGGUAUACGUCCCAAUCCUUGAAUUACAGUCGCCCACACCUAGUGGAAUUUAUCAGUUCCGAGGAUGUCGUGAUUUCAAAUCUGACCUUCUUGAAUUCCCCAUACUGGAAUAUUCAUCCAGUUUAUUGCAGCAAUGUGCAAGUUCUGAACAUAACAGUACGCUCUCCAUCUGAUUCUCCUUUUACCGAUGGAAUAGUGCCAGAUUCUUCUGAUAACAUAUGUAUAGAGAACUGCACUAUCAGUGUUGGGCAUGAUGCGAUUGUGCUCAAGAGCGGUUGGGAUGAGUAUGGAAUCACAUAUGGAAGACCCACGACACAAGUCCACAUCAAGCGGGUUCAACUUCGAGCAUCUUUAGGCUCCGGCCUUGCAUUCGGCAGUGAGAUGUCUGGUGGGAUCUCAAGUGUGUUUGCAGAGCAUCUUCAUAUUCAUGACUCUUUCACUGGCAUUAAUCUGAAGACUACCAAGGGCAGAGGAGGUUAUAUAAAAGACAUUCUUAUUUCCGAUGUUGCAGUGGAAAAUGUCCAAAAGGCCGUUGAGGCCUCCGGUCAUUUUGGAGCGCACCCCGAUGAAAACUUUAAUCCCGACGCUCUUCCAAUUGUUGAUCGCAUUACAUUGAAGGAUAUGGUUGGAAAAAACAUUUCUAGAGCUGGAAACUUCAUUGGAAUCCAAGAAUCUCCUUUCACCUCUAUUUGUCUAUCCAAUAUCUCAUUAUCUGCUUCAGACCCUUCCACUUCAUGGGUUUGUUCAAAUACGUUUGGAUUCUCCCAAUCAGUGCUUCCAGAACCUUGCCCCGAGCUCCAAAGCUUAUAUUCAAACUCUUCUUCUGUUUGUUAUUCUCUGGAACCUUCUGCUGGGUACUCUGCAGCCCUGUGAGAAUAUCAACUCCUUCCUUUUUUUAUCAUACCCCACUGUACAAUGUGUCUAAAUUUCUUCUAUUUGUGGACUGAAUUCUUUUCUCAAUAAAGUGCAGACCUCAACCUGCACCACUCCAGUUCCAAUUCUUGAUUUUCGAAUUAGAUGAAGUAGUAAUAUCCCCGUCCCCGCACUCAUUCGGCAGCUUUUUAUGUACAGUUCCAAUUCUUGAUUUUUGAAUUAGAUGAAGUAGUAAUAUCCCCGUCCCGCACUCAUUCGGCAGCUUUUUAUGUACAGUUCCAAUUCUUCAUUCAUGUGCAAGGAAAUUUUUGGUAGUGUGAAAUCUCUAUAUAAGAUUGUUGGUACUGCUUCUUUUUCUUCUUGUCUUUGUCAAUGUAAAUUUGUAAGAUGCAAUGUUGUUGUUGGUAGAUGGAUGUGAAGUGAGGUGAUUCGAAUAAUGAAAAGUUGUCUAUAGAAAAAAUAUACGAAUUUUGUUGUUCAUA
This is a messenger RNA of Papaver somniferum (opium poppy), 1993 nucleotides long. Its product is annotated as probable polygalacturonase. The record is from RefSeq and is a predicted model, not a curated record. Gene Ontology annotation, molecular function: polygalacturonase activity. Lineage: Eukaryota; Viridiplantae; Streptophyta; Magnoliopsida; Ranunculales; Papaveraceae. The coding region runs from base 141 to 1511 and encodes 456 amino acids. Gene Ontology annotation, biological process: carbohydrate metabolic process. The transcript has 6 exons.